AUGUCUGCUCAGGUCGCCGGAUACACCGUCUCAAAGACCACUCCUUUAAAUCUUAGUGUGGAUGAGGCCAUCAUCAACUCAAAAAAGUCAAGCUCCUUCUUAACACACAUGAUUGUUAUGAUGGACCCACAGCAAAUCAAAGCGAACGAGAUUGCAAAGGAUGCCUACGAAGAGUGCCUGCAGCUGAAAGAAUAUCUCUCAGAACAACUGUGGUCUGAGGUGGAGACAGACGGCAUCUCCAAAGUACAGGCAGCUCUUGAUGAACUUACACAAGCUUUGAGCAAAUAUGAAAUGACAAACGACAUGAUCGAAGGCGAAUGGGAAUUUGUUGAAUCAUCUACUUGCUGUGUCCCUUCCUAUUAA
This is a messenger RNA of Mucor velutinosus, 363 nucleotides long. RefSeq names its product Mitochondrial inner membrane protease atp23 (gene ATP23). Lineage: Eukaryota; Fungi; Mucoromycota; Mucoromycetes; Mucorales; Mucoraceae. Bases 1 to 363 code for a protein of 120 amino acids. The transcript has 4 exons. The record is from RefSeq and is a predicted model, not a curated record.